This is a messenger RNA of Sitophilus oryzae (rice weevil), 1565 nucleotides long. RefSeq names its product protein mab-21-like. The transcript has a single exon. The coding region runs from base 8 to 1105 and encodes 365 amino acids. NCBI's taxonomy places the organism in Eukaryota, Metazoa, Arthropoda, Insecta, Coleoptera, Curculionidae. The record is from RefSeq and is a predicted model, not a curated record.
UCCGACCAUGUUGGUGCCGGCCGACAUGCUGGCCGCUCAAUCGAAGAUGCUCUACCAAAUCAACAAAUACUACGGCGAACGCGUACAAACCAGAAUGGGCACCAUUGCCAAAACCAUCCGCGAAGUGUGUAAAGUGGUUCAGGACGUUCUGAAAGAAGUCGAAGUACAAGAACCGCGGUUCAUCUCGUCUCUAACCGAGUGUAACGGUCGCUACGAAGGACUAGAAGUUAUUUCCCCGGGGGAAUUCGAAGUGGUGCUCUACUUAAACCAAAUGGGAGUGUUCAACUUCGUGGACGACGGUACUUUACCCGGAUGUGCCGUUCUUAAACUAAGCGACGGAAGAAAACGCUCCAUGUCGCUCUGGGUCGAAUUCAUCACAGCCUCCGGAUAUCUAUCAGCCAGAAAGAUCAGAUCCCGCUUCCAAACGCUGGUAGCGCAAGCUUGCGAUAAAUGCGCCUACCGAGACUCGGUUAAGAUGAUAGCGGACACCACGGAAGUCAAACUCCGGAUUCGAGACAGAUAUGUCGUUCAAAUCACACCCGCCUUCAAGUGUUCCGGAGUGUGGCCUAGGUCAGCGGCUCAUUGGCCUCUCCCUCACAUUCCCUGGCCUCAUCCCAGUCUAGUAGCCGAAGUAAAAACGGAAGGUUUCGAUCUCCUAAGCAAAGAAAGCGUUGCCGCCCAAGGAAAACAGUCCUCCAUGGAAGGAGAUGCUUGGGUUCUGUCGUUUCUGGAAGCAGAAAACCGGCUGCUUCAGGGAGGUUGUAGAAGACGAUGCCUGAGCAUACUAAAAACACUAAGAGAUCGGCACCUGGAUUUACCAGGUAACCCGGUCAGUAGUUAUCACUUGAAAACGCUUUUAUUAUACGAAUGCGAGAAACAUCCUAGAGAAUCUGAAUGGGAUGAAUCAUGUAUAGGAGACAGAAUCAAUGGCAUAUACUUACAGCUGAUUUCGUGUCUUCAGUGCAGAAGGUGUCCGCACUAUUUUAUACCGAACUUAGAUUUGUUUAAAGGAAAAUCACCAAGCGCUUUGGAAAAUGCCGCCAAACAAGUUUGGAGGUUAACCAGGGAGUUACUAACAAACAGUAGAUGUCUAGAAAAACUUUAGUUUAGUGAUAUAAAGUAUUAAAAGACCAUGAAACAUUUAAUGUGCCAUUUCCUCAAACCGUACUAAAAAACUUUCGAUGUAUAGCGACUGAAUUAAAAUGCAUUUAAGUAGUAUUGUAUGAUAUUUCGUUUAAUUUUGAUAAUUUAUAGUGCUUUUAUAUUCAUAUAAAAUAAGACUAUAUAUUUUUUGUUGUAUAAAGAUUGUUAAUAUGAUUGUAUACUAUUUAUUUAAAAGUUCGAGACUGAGUUGUUUAAUCAAAUUUGUUAAUAAUUUGUUGAUUUGGUUAAACUUUAUUUUUGUCAGCAUGAAUUGUUCCUAAACAAGCAAACAUAAUUCUUGUAUAUUAUAUGUGUAUAAAAUAAUUAUUUAAUAAAAUUAUGUUAUUUAUGUUUUCAAUUAGUUUGUAAGUAUUGAUUGUUUAAUUAUUAUGACAUAAAAUACCCUAAAAAAUCAAAUCUAU